Messenger RNA from Hemicordylus capensis (graceful crag lizard), 1970 nucleotides. It is a transcript of the gene C2H19orf67, whose product is annotated as chromosome 2 C19orf67 homolog. The transcript is spliced from 7 exons. The coding region runs from base 229 to 1236 and encodes 335 amino acids. The record is from RefSeq and is a predicted model, not a curated record. NCBI's taxonomy places the organism in Eukaryota, Metazoa, Chordata, Lepidosauria, Squamata, Cordylidae.
GAGUAGGUGCUGUUGAUCUUUAUGGAACUGCCUUUUAAGGGGGGAGGGGGGAGCCUCUCCCAGCUGGGUAGAACACACUGCCACAGAGGUGGCAGAAGCUGAUUGGCUGAUUGGAGAAGCCCCCUCCUUUUGAACCAUAACUGUCACUGUUUUCUAGAAAAGUCCACCUGUCUGUGGGUGGCCCACUCUCAGGUAUCAGUUACAGAGUCCUGAGGCAGGCGUCUGAAGAUGGCAGGCAAGCAAGGGUACAGUUGCCUCUCAGAUGGCUCUGUGGAGGUUCCAUCUUCUAGUCCUGAAGGCACUCUGAGUCUCAGUCCUCAUAGCCCAGGGUUGUGUCUCAUCUCCCCUCCUAUUGCAGAGCCCCACUGGCUGAGCAAUGUGCCACCACAGCCUGAGUCACCCUCAGAAGUGAACAUCACUUUGGAGGAGCUCCUAGCUCCCAUUACUGAAAAGCUCAAGUAUUUGCUGAAGAAAGCAGAGGACUUCCAGACAUAUCUGCUGUACAGCAGAGACAGAAUGCAGAAGGAGCAAUUUGCCAAAGCUAUGCCCACAUUCCUGCAGAUGUGCCAGCCUUACUUCCACUACCUGGAAUCAACAGCACGCAGCUGCACACCUUUUUUAAGACCCCCACAGGAACCAGUGCGGAGGCGGCUCCUGGAGAUCUCUCAGCAACUGGCCUGCCAGCUUGAGCAACUGGUGCUGAUGUAUGCUUCCUUCAGCUUUGUCUCUCUAGAAGACACAGAUCCAUUCAGCGUCUCAUGCUUCUUCUGUGGAAAAUUUUGGCUGAAUGAGUCACGGCAGGUUUCACUCUUCCGAUACUGUAUCUCAGCACCCUACACAGCUGCCCAUGUUCCCCGCAACCUAUACAAGAAGAUGCGCUGGAACCUUGACAUCUUGGAAGGGUCUGCUGGCCGGAAUCAAACACCCCGGACAGAAUACUAUUUUCUGUGCUUCCGGGAUACAGGAGACGAGACAACAAUGAAGAUACAGAAGCUCUGGUCCAUUGGACGCUGGAUGCCUGUCGACCCCGACAGUGAGCACAGCUCUGAUGUGCUGUCCUGGGUGCUCUGUCGCCAGCCUAGGGGGGAUUACCAGCAACUCCUGACAAUUGGCUUUGAGGAACCCUCCCACACCUUAGCCACAGACCUCUUGGUGCAGAUGCUAAAUGCCCAGAGCUCUGGCCUGCUUAACCAUGAAUCUUCCUGCUGGGUAAGCCCAGGGGAGCAGGUGCAGUAGAAAGUGUAUCCCCCCAUGUAUCUACUAGAAGCAUCCCCUGCUUCCCAACAUAACAUCACCACCACAUCAGCUGGCAUGCUGGACCAGAAUGUGGGUUUCUUCAGAAUAGACAGAGAAAGGUCAUGCCAGUGGCUUGUCUUGCAGAUAUUCCAGUUUAAGAUUUUCCCAGCUGUGCUCUGAAACACACACAAAUCCUGACUCUUUUUCUUCUAGAUGACAUUUCAAUCUCCUUUGGACCUGCAGUACUUACAAUGGAGAUGAGUGUUGUUGUUGUUUAUACAAAAAUAUAGGUUACAGGUCACAGCUUGCCCCCUCUGCCUUCAUAUGGCUAGCCACUGAAUAGCUGGUGAGAUGACCUACUCUGAGAUAAGUCACAUAUCCCACAUUCAUGGGUACUCAUCUUACAAGGUACCUUGGGAUGGCACUAGAAGUGAGCGGAUUAUACAUUCCUCCUUCAGAGAAGGUAUCUUUGUAGUGCCCCAAAACAGGACUCAGGAGUAUUAUGGGAGGUAUUUCUAAGUUAUCCCAGCAGACCAGGAUAAAGUGUCUCCCCUCGCAAGCUUGGGCCCCAACUCCUUUGCAUUUAGACAUUCCUUGUUUCCCUCUCCCCACUUCCUCCUGCACUUCAGACAGGCAGACCAAAGUCUCUGAAGCACCCAACAGGAGACACCAAGACUUUUGGAUUAAAAUAUGUAUGCAUAACAUCCCUAAUAAAGCAAUACAGGCUGGUUCUA